CAGCCCCUCCGCUACUGACCCCCCAUACACUCUGGCCUGACCCCCCCAGCCAGCUGGGCAAUGACAGGAAAAGCCGCCCCCGAGGCCCCCGUCCCCGGUCCACAGGAGACAGUGCCUGAACCAGCCAAGGAGCCUGCCACGGAGCUUCCUGGAGAAACAGCCGCCCCUGGGGAGCAGCAGCAUCCGGAGCCCGGGGCAGCUGCCACCCCCUCGGCCCCCGGGCCUGCACCUCCCAGUGAAGAUGUCCCCAGCGCCCCGCUGCAGCUGACCGUGGAGGAUGUGAGCCACAACUCCGUGACCGUGAGCUGGGAGCCCCCCGAGAACCUGGGGCGGCUGGGGAUCCAGGGCUAUGUGCUGGAGUCCCGCCGAGAGGGAGCCUCCGAGUGGGUGCCCGUGAACGCCCGGCCCAUGAUGGUGACCCAGCAGACGGUGCGGAACCUGCCUCUCGGGGACAAGUUCUUCCUGCGUGUGGCCGCGGUGAGCUCCGCCGGGGCAGGGCCUCCAGCCGUCCUGGACCAGCCCGUCCACAUCCGGGAGAUCAUCGAACACCCCAAGAUCCGUGUCCCCCGCCACCUCCGUCAGACCUACAUCCGCCACGUGGGAGAGGCAGUCAAUCUGCAGAUCCCCUUCCAGGGGAGGCCCAAGCCUCAGGCCUCCUGGACCCACAACGGCAAUGCCCUGGACAGCCAGCGGGUGAAUGUGCGCAGCGGGGACCAGGACUCCAUCCUCUUCAUCCGCUCUGCCCAGCGCUCCGACUCCGGCCGCUAUGAGCUCACCGUGCGGCUGGAAGGCCUGGAGGCCAAGGCCGCCAUCGACAUCCUGGUGAUCGAGAAGCCCGGGCCCCCCAGCAGUAUCAAGAUCCUGGAUGUGUGGGGCUGCAACGCUAACAUCGAGUGGACGCCUCCCCAGGACACAGGCAACACGGAGCUCCUGGGCUACACGGUGCAGAAGGCGGACAAGAAGUCAGGGCAAUGGUUCACGGUGCUGGAGCGCUACCACCCCACCAGCUGCACCAUCUCCGACCUCAUCGUCGGCAACUCCUACUCCUUCCGGGUCUUCUCAGAAAACCUGUGUGGCCUCAGCGACUCGGCCGCCACCACCAAGGAGCUGGCCCACAUCCGGAAGGCAGAUAUCGCUGCCAAGCCUCAAGGGUUUGUUGAACGAGACUUCUCGGAAGCCCCCUCGUUCACCCAGCCGCUGGCUGACCACACCUCCACGCCUGGCUACAGCACACAGCUCUUCUGUAGCGUCCGCGCCUCACCCAAGCCCAAGAUCAUCUGGAUGAAAAAUAAGAUGAACAUUGAGGGUGACCCCAAGUACCGUGCCCUCUCUGACCAAGGCAUCUGCACCUUGACCAUCCGGAGACCCAGCCCCUUUGAUUCCGGGGUGUACACCUGCAAGGCCAUCAAUGUGUUGGGGGAAGCAUCGGUGGAUUGCCGGCUGGAGGUCAAGGCCUCAGCCACACACUGAAGAGCCAGGACAGAAGAAGGCGAGGAUGAGCAGACAAUCCUGCCGGCCUGAGGGUCGCCUCCCAUGGCUGAAAAUGAAGCCCUACAGAUGCCAAGAGCUCCAUAGCCACGUCAGACGCUUGCAGGCUCCUGGUACCCGCUAGCCUCCCUCUGCCAGAAGCUGGAGUCCAGAACCCCAGGAGUGUGCCUGGCAGGCCCCAGGCUAGGCCUCGUGGGGUCCAAGGAAGUCCCCAGAGGACAGGGAUUGGAGCACCCUGCAGAGUUGCGUGCCGGGGGAGAAGUACUGGAAUAAAGGUGUGUGGUGUUACAGCCUG
Messenger RNA from Perognathus longimembris pacificus (Pacific pocket mouse), 1783 nucleotides. It is a transcript of the gene Mybph, whose product is annotated as myosin binding protein H. NCBI's taxonomy places the organism in Eukaryota, Metazoa, Chordata, Mammalia, Rodentia, Heteromyidae. The record is from RefSeq and is a predicted model, not a curated record. Gene Ontology annotation, molecular function: protein binding.